AUGGCAACGCCAGGACAUCAUAAGAAAGCCAACCAGGCUCAACUUGACGUCGGCAAUGUAUCCACAGUGGUUGAAGUCAAAGUUGCCGGAGGACAGUACCGCGUCUACAACAAACUGAUGAAUCUAACUUCAUCCGACUUACAUGAUUGUACAGUAAGUAACUGCAGAGUGACGUUAAAAGAUGAUGAUUUACUGGGAGCUGACGCUGUGCUCUUCUACCUGAACCUGGUAGUUGAACCUCCAGUUGAUGUUCCUAGAGACCCAGGGCAGCUCUGGGUUUGGUUUACCGACGAGAAUCCCAACAACGUUCUUGGGGCGGCGAGAGACCGCGUCCUUAGCCACUACAACGGAUUAUUUAACUGGUCAAUGAACUACAAAAUGGAUUCUAGUGUGCCGGUGCCGUACGGACGUACCGUUUAUCUAUCUGAAGACGAAAGGUUGGACAAGGUCGAGGACUACUAUAAACUAAAGCUGAAAAAUUUCACUAUCAUGAAUUCUCAUUGCGAUGGCUUCAAUGGGAGGUUCAAUUAUAUAUAUGAGCUCCAAAAAUUUAUUUUCAUUGACUUCUACGGCAAGUGCGGGACCCUCCAAUGCGAAGGCCGUUACUGGAUGAGCUGCGAGAAGCUCCGGGAUUACAAGUUUUACUUUGCUUUUGAAAGCACAAACUGCGACGAAUACAUGACAGAAAAGGUGUGGUGGAACGCGCUGCACAUGGGGGCCGUGCCUGUGGUGAUGGGGUCGCCUAAACUAAAUUACGAGACGUUCUUGCCCCCAGGAUCUUUCAUCCACGUGGAUGACUUCAACAUCCCCGCGGACCUGGCAAGAUACCUUAAGUACCUCCUCGACCAUCCCGCUAAGUACCAGCAGUACCACGACUGGAGGAGGCGGUACCGCGUACUAAAUGAGCACGGGUACAUGGGGGCACCCACACGAGAGCAUUUCUAUGAUAGCGAACGGCAGUGCCAUAAUCCUUAA
Molecule: messenger RNA, 975 nt
Organism: Hyalella azteca
Lineage: Eukaryota; Metazoa; Arthropoda; Malacostraca; Amphipoda; Hyalellidae
Product: 3-galactosyl-N-acetylglucosaminide 4-alpha-L-fucosyltransferase FUT3-like
Exons: 5
Coding region: 1-975 (324 amino acids)
Cellular component (GO): membrane
Molecular function (GO): alpha-(1->3)-fucosyltransferase activity
Source: RefSeq, a predicted model, not a curated record